This is a messenger RNA of Drosophila takahashii, 633 nucleotides long. RefSeq names its product Salivary gland secretion 3 (gene Sgs3). The record is from RefSeq and is a predicted model, not a curated record. Lineage: Eukaryota; Metazoa; Arthropoda; Insecta; Diptera; Drosophilidae.
AUGAAGUUUACUCUUUGCCUUUUGAUUGCGAGUGUCCUGCUGAUCGGCAAUGUAAGUUCUUCGUCACUUCCAUGUGGUUGCCCGGAACCGGAACCUACUACAACAUGCAGACCGCCACCAACCACACAACCACCGUGCCCAACAACACCACCACCGUGCCAAACAACCACCCCAGUGUGCCAAACAACCAAACCAACCACAACACCGCGCCCAACCACGACAACAACAACCACAACACCAUGCCCAACAACCACUAGGGCAACAACGACCAAGAGGGCAACAACGACCGAGCGGGCAACAACGACCAAGAGGGCAACAACGACCAAGAGGGCAACAACGACCAAGAGGGCAACAACGACCAAGCGGGCAACUACGACCAAGAGGGCAACAACGACCAAGAGGGCAACAACAACCAAGAGGGCAACAACGACCAAGAGGGCAACAACGACCAAGAGGGCACCAACGACCACCAAGAAGCCAGGCUGCGGUUGCAAGCCAUGCGGUCCCGGUGGAGAGCCAUGCAAGGGAUGCCCCAGUCGCGACAACCUGUGCCAGGACUUGAUAAGCAUCCUGAAGAAUCUGGAGAAGAGGAUCAAGCAGUGUGUCUGCGGAGAACCUCAGUGGAUGUUGUAA